AAUAAGAUGGGAUGCAUUUAGUCACAUAUUGCCAGCGCUAUCUUUAGAACACGCCCCCUUUUAUUUUUUCUUUUUACUACACAUCGACUUUUGACCUUUCUGCGUCUCCCGUUCCUUUGGAAGUUGUAUCACAAUGCAUUUGUAUUUAAAUGGCCUUUAAAUUUGUGUACGAAGACUGCAUACAAUACUGGCUGUUCGGGGUUCCUAUUUAACACCACUCUAUACACACAUGCCGGAAAUAUUUUGAAGAGAGGAGGAAACGUGUUUAACACAGGGAACUAAAAGUGAAAAUAAUGGGGAAAUAUCUAUCGAUCUGUGUACAUGAGUCGUGAUCGGAUUAUUAUUUUAAAAACAGAUUCUGUACGUAUCGAAAUCUGUUAUCACAAAGGAUGGAUCUAAAAGAAUUUCUUCUCUGAAAGAUGCGGUUGAUGUAAAGGAAUAAAGAUGGUGAAAUAACGCCACUGUGACAUAAAAACAAUGUUUCCCCGAUCGUCGUUCCUGUACAAGUGGACGGUCGUCUUGUUACUUUUUAUUGUGUUAAUGUACUCUUUUCUAAUACAAAAAACUUCAAGAACGCUCUUGCAAAGAAGAAUCCCUAGUGAUCUAGAUGGUCAGUUCAUUCUGGAAAAGCAGUCAACACGUGCAGCUAAUGAAAUUUAUCGGACGCCCAACUAUGGUGUCACAAAUGCGACAUUUUCAAGUUUGAUGACGACUGCGCCACCUAUCGUAAAUCCACACGAUUUUAACUACAUAUUGAACCCAGCCAAUAUGUGUGUUGGGAAAGAUGUUUAUUUCAUUACAUAUAUUCAUACAUCACCGACAAAUUUUCGGAAACGCCAAACCAUUCGACACACGUGGGGUGACCCACAUUUACUGAAAAGAUUCAAGGCUAGGUUAGUUUUUGUUCUUGGCAAAGUUGCAGACGAGAAAGUGAUGACGAAAAUAAAGAUGGAGUACAAUCAUUAUGGAGAUAUUGUGCAGGAAGAUUUCAUGGACUCUUAUAGAAAUUUAACGUACAAAGGAAUAGCGGCCUUCCGGUGGAUAACCCAUUACUGCCGGAAUGCUACUUUUGCAAUAAAAUCAGACGAUGAUAUUAUGAUAAACCUUUUUAAAAUUGUUGACGAAAUAAAAUUGAAAACCGUGAACAAAUACGGAACUAAGAACCUCAUUUUAUGUAAUCAGUGGGUACGAAUGAAAGUGCUCAGGGACGAGAAAAGUAAAUGGUAUAUUCCAAAAGCGGACUUUGAACCGGAAUAUUUCCCACCGUACUGUUCCGGUUCAGCUUUUAUACUCAGCGUGGACGUAGUCGAAAAGAUGUAUAAAGCCUCAUUCUACACACCCUUCUUUUGGGUGGACGACUAUUACAUCACCGGUGCCCUUGCAAAGGCAAUCAACCUAAAACAAAAACGUUGGAAUGACCUUUAUAUGCUAAAUGGCAAAAUUGUUGCCGAUAUAUUAAGGAACAAGUCAAAGAACAAGUAUGCGUUCUUUCAUAUAUCUAAAUUAAACUCUAUUCAUAAAAUGUGGCAAAAUCUAGUUACAGGAAUGGAGGCGGAGUCUCGAAGCUCAAAUGCAACAACAAAGAAAUCCUGACGAAAAUUCUCAAGAAUUUAAUUCAUAGUAUUACAAUCUUGUUAUAGUUGUACAUUCCCAAAUGUUUUUCUUUUAUUACUAUUCUUACCUGUUCACAUUUUGUAAAAGUGAUAUUUUUAUAUUUGAGAAGAUUUCAUUUGUAAAUUUUCUUAAGUCACAAAAACUUCAAGGAAAAAUUAUAGCCUCUGUUGUUUAUUUAGUCGAUGUUACAAUAUAUUUCCGAACUUUUAUUAAAGGAUUGUUCUUUCCAUAUUUCAUAUAUAUGCUCAGCACGAUUCCUACUAAACUGUUUUGAAAAUGACAAUGCGGUUUCCAAUCUUACAGCAUAUAUAAGUUUUACAUGUACAUUACAUUAAAGAGUUAACAUGUCAUUCUUUUGCCGAGUGUCAAAUCGUAAAUCGUCAAAUCGUAAAUGUUGCAUUUGCUUUCACCCAGUAAAUUCAAAAUUUACAAUAUGAUAGUAGGUUUAAUUUAACAUGUUUAAGAUGAAUAUUACAUUGAAAGUGCAAAUGUUAAUAAGUGGAAGUGUUUUACGUGUGUUUUUUUGCCAUUUAGAUUGUUGAAUUUUGUUGUUAUUCUGUGAAUAAGCUAUAUAGAAACUCUACAAACAACGUAUUCAGAUUUUGAAUGUAUUUCAUUCUUAAUGUUGUUUUUUCUAAAAUUUUGCUUUUUAAAUUUUUUUUUUACUGAUUUCACCAAUAUGUUCAAAGCAAAUAAAUUCAAUGAUAUUAUAACAAAAAUUAUAUCAAAUUGAGGUACAAUAGAAAUGAGAAUUUUUACCUGUGAUGGGUUUCUUAGUGAUAUGUUAAAAUUUUCAAUAAAAUGAAUAAGUUCGUUUUAUUUGGUAUCCUACAGUCAAAAUGAAGUAAAGCAAUAAAUUCUAAGUUGCCAUUUAGAUAUCUGUUUUGAGUAAAAUGUGUACACAGUUGAACUAGAACAAUUGUUUGAGAUAAAACUAUUCAGUAUUUUUACAUGUAUUUAAUGAUAUUGCUUAAGAUAUAUGUAGUUGUUGUAAAUAAACCAUUUGCAAGCUAUUUCUACACAUUUAAGAAGUAAUUUGUGAUUUUGAUCACUAUGACAUGUUUGUUAUUAAAUAAACAAUGUUUUUAAGUAUGAAUAAAACAUUUUUAUUGUU
Molecule: messenger RNA, 2728 nt
Organism: Saccostrea cuccullata (small rock oyster)
Lineage: Eukaryota; Metazoa; Mollusca; Bivalvia; Ostreida; Ostreidae
Product: beta-1,3-galactosyltransferase 1-like
Exons: 2
Coding region: 478-1593 (371 amino acids)
Cellular component (GO): Golgi membrane
Molecular function (GO): hexosyltransferase activity
Source: RefSeq, a predicted model, not a curated record